Messenger RNA from Polyodon spathula (Mississippi paddlefish), 2903 nucleotides. Its product is annotated as prostaglandin E2 receptor EP4 subtype-like. The coding region runs from base 470 to 1864 and encodes 464 amino acids. NCBI's taxonomy places the organism in Eukaryota, Metazoa, Chordata, Actinopteri, Acipenseriformes, Polyodontidae. The transcript is spliced from 2 exons. Gene Ontology annotation, cellular component: plasma membrane. Gene Ontology annotation, biological process: inflammatory response; positive regulation of cytosolic calcium ion concentration; adenylate cyclase-activating G protein-coupled receptor signaling pathway. Gene Ontology annotation, molecular function: prostaglandin E receptor activity. The record is from RefSeq and is a predicted model, not a curated record.
CAAAGUCAGAAAGGGGGAUGAAGUGUGGGAAUAAGAGGCAGUUAUUCGAACAAGUCUCUGAAACAAAUUUAACAGGCAAGGCAACACUGGAGAUAACAAACAAGGACCAUAGAAGGGUUUGGGAAAGGACAUUUAUUAGAACCAAUCGACCUAUUUAAAUAACAGAACCAUUGAAGCAGUAACCUUGAAAAAACAAGAUUCGAAGAGCAAUUGGAUUUUACAAGCAAAUAAAAAGUGAUAGCUACUGGAAAUUAAGUAAGAAGGCGUUUCUGAAGGAAUACAUGUAUUCUUUUUGGCGGACUUAAAUCAGGUGUGGAAUUGUAUUACAAACUAGAUACCUAGGAUGUUUACUUUAGUAUUAAUUAACUUGCUAAAUUACAAUAUUUAAGUAUAUACAAUCUAUUUUUUAAAUAGAGACAUAUGUACGUAUAUUGAUCUUCUGUAUCGUUGGUAAAACUAAGCCACAAGCAUGGUGCAAGACAAUUCGACCAACUCUAGUAUUUACAAUCACCUUAGACCACUGGACCCCACUGUUCCUGCUAUUAUGUUUAUAUUUGGUGUUGUGGGAAACGUGAUAGCAAUUGUUGUUCUUUGCAAAUCCAGAAAGGAACAGAAAGAGACUACCUUCUACACCUUGGUCUGCGGACUAGCAUUUACCGAUCUGUUGGGUACAAUUCUCGUCAGUCCGGUCACCAUUGCCACCUAUGUGAAAGGAUGUUGGCCAGGUGAGGAUUCGCUCUGCGAGUACAGUGCUUUCAUUCUCCUCUUUUUUGGGCUGGCAGGACUUAGCAUAAUAUGUGCCAUGUCAGUUGAAAGGUACAUGGCUAUUAACCAUGCCUAUUUCUACAACCACUAUGUGGACAAGAAGCUGGCAGGCUUAACAUUGCUUGCGAUCUAUGUUUCAAACGUGCUGUUCUGUGCUUUGCCCAGCAUGGGUUUUGGCAAGGCUAAGAAGCAAUACCCUGACACCUGGUGCUUCAUAGAUUGGAGCAGCAACGUGAGCACCAACGCUGCGUUCUCUUACAUGUAUGCGGGUUUUAGUUCUUUUCUUAUUUUGACCACUGUUGUCUGCAAUAUCUUGGUCUGCGGGGCACUGAUCGGGAUGCACAGAAAGUUUGUGAGAAGGACAUCCCUUGGCACGGAUCAGAACAGGAUUGCAGAGUUUCGAAGAAGACGGAGUUUCAGCAGGAUGGCUGGAGCAGAAAUCCAGAUGGUGAUCCUUCUUAUUGCCACGUCAGUGGUGGUGUUGAUUUGUUCCAUUCCACUAGUGGUGCGAGUGUUUGUAAAUCAGUUGUACCAGCCAGACGUGGUGAAGGAGAUCUACAAAAACCCUGAUCUCCAGGCCAUUCGCAUAGCCUCGGUGAACCCCAUCCUGGACCCGUGGGUCUAUAUUCUCCUGCGGAAGGCAGUUCUCCUCAAACUCAUCGAGAAAAUCAAGUGUCUCUUCUGCAGAAUUGGGGGACGCAAUCAGCGACCAGGUGACAAUUUUAACUGCAUAGACGGCCAGCGAACUUCCUCAGUGAUGUCCCGGGAUUCCCCUUCCCUGUUGUCUCAGGAGCUAAGGGAGGUCAGCAGCACAUCACAGACAUUUUUAUACCUUCCGGAGAACAGCGAGAACCUCCUUGGCAGCUGUAGGACAGGGCGGUGGACAUCAGACUCUAGCACAGAAAGCUCUUCAUUAAGGGCUUUCCGGAGCUCUAAUUAUUUACCAGAGCAGGACUCAAAAAACAGGACUUCAGUAAAUCAAUCCGGUUCAUCUAGCUUUUCAAAUUCAAGUAGUCGGCCCCCUUCUUAUCAAAAAGACCAUCCCCUCCAUGUGACUUUCACGGAUGAAACACUGAACCUUCAAGAAAAAUGUAUAUAGCUCUGACAAAAGACUUUUUUCACCCGUUUUUUUUUUGUUUGUUUGUUUUUAAAGCCACAUCAUUUCUUGCUUCAUAUUUGUGUUAAGUUGGUGUAAUCAUUGUUACUGGCACUUCAUCCAAAAUGUACAGCUAACCUAUACUAACGAUGUAAUUUAGGAGGGAAUCCCUUUAAAGUUGGAACAUCAAACAGGGGGCUGCUCAGAAUAGUUACCUUGUCAUAAAUAAUUGAGCAUUGGUAAUAGCGUCUUAGGCGAUAUCUUUUUAAAUGCCACUAUAUUUUGGCCUCUACCCCUUGUUAUGUGUUUAAUAGUCAAUGUUGUGUGUCACAAUGUGAUAUAAUGUGAAUUUCUGCUCCAUUCAGUUAUUACGAAGGCACAGAUUGUAUAUAAUUUCUUCUCCAUGAGAAGGUUUCACUUAGAGGAGCAAUAACACAGUCUUUAAUUUCAAAAUCACCUGCUGGCAGUUAGAAACCUAAACAUUUCAUGACAGCAGCUGAAUUUAUUAAAGAAAAAACAGAAUUUUAUGUUUUCCAACAUUUUCAUUCAUCAGACAAGCAAGUAACUUAAGAAUAUCAAAUAACUACAGCUAACUGCCUGCAAACAAGAAACUAUUGCACCUCAAUAAUAGAACACAUAGUGUCACUAUGUGUGCAAGUCAUUUAAUACUACUUUGAAAAUGAAGACUCCCCUUGUGUUCACUGUGCAGCUUAACCAUAUUUCAGAAUAGAAAUAUGUAGUGAGAUAUGUAGUAAGUCCUAUCAUUGAAAAAGCUUGCAUUAAUUUGUCAUAUAACCCUCCACAGCUUUCAAAUAUUUGCUAUGGAACAGACGGGAUCUUUCCUUUUAAAGUGUUAUGUAGUUACAGCUUUGCUGUAUUAUAAAUAACAUGUACAUAUUUGUCCAUGGAUUUAAGCAUUUUUAUUAAAAAUGUUGCUGCUUGUUUAUGUGCAUUGCUUACAUGAAGUCACACAUUUUCUUCCUGAACCUGAUGUUUGUGUUGACUAAAAUUAUUUUUUAUUAAAAUAUAUGUUAAAAACAAA